This is a messenger RNA of Momordica charantia (bitter melon), 1275 nucleotides long. RefSeq names its product chloroplastic lipocalin (gene CHL). The record is from RefSeq and is a predicted model, not a curated record. NCBI's taxonomy places the organism in Eukaryota, Viridiplantae, Streptophyta, Magnoliopsida, Cucurbitales, Cucurbitaceae. Gene Ontology annotation, molecular function: small molecule binding.
GGAUAUUUUCCGAGUUUUGAAGAAGCUCGAAGCAGCAGAGCCAAGCACCAGAAAUGGCGAUGUUCUACACAUUGCUCUUACAGGACGCUUGAAAAUUUGAGAGAGAAAAAAAGUAAUCUAAUUAGAAAAUGGUGCAGAUUCUUCUUCAAUCAGCGGCGCCCUUUCUUCUCCAAUGCUCUUCUCCUCCUCCCACCUCCUCCAGGGGAAUGCCUGGCAAAGCAAUGUUGAAGAGUGGUUUUGAGCGACCUGCUCUAAGAAAGCUUGUGUCCCAGCAUGUACUAUCUGGAUUUGCUGCUUCAUUGAUAUUUCUCACUCAAACGAACCAGGCUGUAUCAGCUGAUCUAUCUCGCCAUGAAAACCUGUGCCAGCUCGCAAAUGCAGAGAAUGCUGCAAGCCUUCCAUUUGACAGUGGUUCUGAUGGAGGGGGGAGGUUGAUGAUGAUGAGAGGGAUGACUGCAAAAAAUUUCGAUCCCGUUAGAUACUCGGGAAGAUGGUUCGAAGUUGCUUCACUUAAACGAGGAUUCGCUGGACAAGGUCAGGAAGACUGCCACUGCACCCAGGGUGUAUAUACAUUUGAUAUGGCGACACCAGCUAUACAAGUCGAUACCUUUUGUGUUCAUGGAAGCCCUGACGGGUAUAUAACCGGGAUAAGGGGAAGAGUUCAGUGCCUUUCAGAGGAAGAUUUACAGAAAAAUGCAACCGAGCUGGAGAAUCAGGAGAUGAUCAAAGAGAAAUGUUACUUGCGUUUUCCAACAUUGCCAUUUAUCCCCAAGGAGCCAUAUGAUGUGAUUGCAACUGAUUAUGACAACUUUGCUCUUGUUUCUGGAGCAAAAGACCUUAGUUUCGUUCAGAUCUAUUCAAGAACACCGAACCCGGGACGCGAGUUCAUAGAGAAGUACAAAUCGUACCUGGCGAACUUCGGGUACGAUCCGAGCAAAAUCAAGGACACUCCUCAAGAUUGUGAAGUAAUGUCAAAUAGUCAGCUAGCUGCAAUGAUGUCAAUGUCUGGAAUGCAACAGGCUUUGACAAAUCAGUUUCCUGAUCUGGGGCUAAAGGCUCCUAUUGAACUCAACCCUUUCACAAGUGUAUUUGAUACUUUCAAAAAGCUUGUAGAACUAUAUUUCAAGUAGUUUUUGGUUCAAUUAGUUGUUCAGCAAUACAACCUUGUCUAAAUCCAAGCAACUGGUCAUAAUCCAAUCCUCAUUUAUGGUAGAUUCUUGCUAGCAUUUCUUUACUUGUGCUUUUAGCUUUUGAAAGAGACUUGAUUUACUAGAA